Messenger RNA from Fusarium odoratissimum NRRL 54006, 2737 nucleotides. RefSeq lists its product as uncharacterized. Gene Ontology annotation, biological process: proteolysis. NCBI's taxonomy places the organism in Eukaryota, Fungi, Ascomycota, Sordariomycetes, Hypocreales, Nectriaceae. Bases 1131 to 2459 code for a protein of 442 amino acids. The record is from RefSeq and is a predicted model, not a curated record. Gene Ontology annotation, molecular function: serine-type endopeptidase activity. The transcript has 4 exons.
CUCUUUGAUUUACCGUGGUGAGAGGCGGCAUUUGCUGCAUAUCAUUGGCGGUACUUCAAUGGGCCUGCGGGUUGUGGGCAACGACAACGGUUCUUCUCGCCCAACGCAUUGCGGAAAAGAACAAGGGACGUGCUGCUAUUGCGGUCAUGAUUGUUGCUUUCGAGAAACAGUAAUCAAACGCCAAUUUUGGAUAUACCAAUCAGUGAUGGUAAUCGAGCAGAUGCCCUUACAGUUACAUACGCUAUUAUAACUGCUUCAAAGCAAUUAUGGUUUCGUCGUCGAUUCGAUGCCACCACAAGUGUGCCAGAUUUUCGCAUCCCCCAGCUCCUGUGGCAGAGCUGACUAUAGUGAUUCAAGUUAACGAGCUGGCUGAGCAAGCAUGAGCAUUGAAAACCCCACCGAAAACAGAAAAUCUUGAUGGUUCCAAGGGGUUCUUGGAGUGAGGCCCAGGCGUUUGACUUGGCGACUGUAGUCGUACAGGCUUCAUCCCACUAAACUAAACAACACCUCCAGGCCCUUGUCCCUGACGCCGAAGCCCUGGAUCCACGGCCCCUAGCGCCUCAUCCCCGCCAUGGAUCUUGCGGCUCCCUCCUGAAGCAACGAAGCUUGAUCUGAACCUGUUGAAGCCACCAGUGAGAGGCCGUUAUUCUAUUGUUCGGUUUUCUCCUAUUAAACCCACAUCUCCCACCCAUUGUCAGCUGCUGGACGGCCAUUCUCAUUCUAUUGUUCGGGUUAUUCAUUGUUGGAAGACGUCUCUUUGACUCUUUCAUUAUUUUCUCAUUCUUCCUUUCCCUUGAUUUCCUUUCCCUCUUUGUGCUGCUAGACAGUCCCAUUUAGCUUGUUAAUCACCAUCCUUUCAUUGUUAUACUGAACAGUGUAUCGCGAACUUGCGAACUAACACGACCGAUCCUUAUUCAACAACAAGAGAGGAGCGUUGAUCGCACAACUCCUCUAAUAGCACUCUUUUACUGCUUUGUUUCCAACUCAAAGCUUACCUUCAUUACUUUUCGACAUUCAAUUUAUACGAUCGAGUUGCCAACUGAGUGAAACGGCUGGAACCACUUCACUACUCUCACUUCAACAACAUAUUUUUACAAUUAAACCACAAAACGAACGAUAAAUCUAUCAAAAUGGCUCUCCUAAGAACUUUCCUCGCUUCCCUGCUCGUUGCAGCUCCCUUUGCUGCCGCUGCUCCUAUCGAUGUUGCCGAGACCCUGGGUGAUAUGGCCGACAGUAUCGGAGGUGGCCUUGGAGGUGAAGCCGAUAAGAAGAUGGGAAUUAGCGCUUUUCUUCGACCUAUGCUCAAGAACCCCGAUGCUCUCAACGUCAUCCCUAACCGAUAUAUCGUUGUGUACAAUGAUACCUUUGACGACGAUACAAUCAGUGCCAAGGAGGCUUCCUUUGCGGCCGCUAUCAAGAAGCGAAACCUCAACAAGCGAAGCUCAAUCGGCAAGGCCAUGUCUACUUCAAUUCAGUCAUUCCGCAUGAACAAGUGGCGUGCCAUGUCUCUCGAUGCCGAUGAUCUUAUGGUUCAGGAUCUUUGGAACUCUGAUGAGGUUGCAUAUAUCGAGGCCGAUACCAAAGUUCAACUUAAUGCUGCUAUUGCUCAAGUUAAUGCCCCCCCUGGACUUGACCGUCUCUCUCACGCCAAGGUCAACCAGGACACCUAUGUUUUCGACGACUCCGCUGGUGAGGGCAUCACUGCCUACGUUGUCGACACUGGUAUCAAGAUUGAUCACAGCGAGUUCGAGGGCCGUGCCACUUUCGGAGCCAACUUCAUUAACAAUGUUGAUGACGAUGAGAACGGUCACGGAAGUCACGUCGCUGGUACUAUCGGUGGUGCUACCUUCGGUGUUGCUAAGAAGGUUGACCUUGUUGCCGUCAAGGUUCUCGACGCCUCAGGCGGUGGCAGCAACUCUGGUGUCCUCCAGGGCAUGCAGUUCGUUAUUGACGACGCCAAGAAGAAGAACCGUGUUGGCAAGGCUGUUAUGAACAUGUCUCUUGGCGGUGACUUCUCUCAAGCCAUCAACCGUGCCAUCGAGGCCCUCUUCAAGGCUGGCAUUGUCCCCGUUGUCGCCGCUGGUAACGAGAACCGCGAGACUGCCCUCACUUCUCCUGGCUCUGCCCCCAACGCCAUCACUGUUGGUGCUAUUGAUGCCACCACAGAUGAGCGUGCUGAUUUCUCCAACUUUGGCCCCGAGGUCGACGUCUACGCUCCCGGUGUUAACGUCCUCAGUGUCGGUAUCAAGUCAAACACUGACACCGCUACCCUCAGCGGUACCAGCAUGGCCUCUCCUCACGUUGCCGGUCUCGCCGCCUACCUCAUGGGCUUCCAGCAGCUCGACGGUCCUGCCCAGGUCGCCAGCCUCAUCAAGAGUCUCGCUGGACAGACCGGUGCCAAGGUCCGAAACAACGUCCAGGGCACUACCGACAGCAUCGCCAACAACGGCAACCAAUAGAAGCAGCAACGCAGCAGCAGCAUCAAUUAGGGAAUCAGAGACAAGGGAAAGCGGAAUUUUUCUUAUACCACAAAAAUAUUUCAGGAUAAUUGGCCACUUGUACAAACCUGAACCAUUUAUGCCUCGUGUAUGUAUGGGAUAUAAUUUAGGGUGUCAUUUAUGAAUCAUCUCAAGUCAUGUGUACCAGGAGUUUUCUUUGAGGCUUGGAAAUAGCCUAACCGAGCGUGUUUGUUACUAUAGAUGGUACGUAAUGACAUUAUAGACCUUCUAGACUACCA